GUCUUUUUUUUCUUUUCAUAUUCUUCUGUGUCUUUCUCUGCCUUGUCCCCUUUUAAACUUUACCUUUUCUCUCUUCUACAAAAUAAUCAACCCCUUUUUUCUGAUCCUUCUUCCUCCUCAUCUUCUGCAACUUUCAUGGCGCUUCUUCCCACCACUUCUUCCAGCCUGGAGUUGACAAUAUCGGUUCCGGGUUUCUCUUCUUCCCCUGCUUAUCAUGCUUCUGUGAGAGAUUUGGACAUAAACCAAAUUCCAUCUGGAGCAGAAGAGGAAUGGAUAACUGCAAGCAUGGAAGAUGAAGAAGAAAGCAGCAAUGGAGGAGUUCCUCCUCGGAAGAAACUCCGCCUCACAAAGGAGCAAUCUCGUCUCCUCGAAGAAAGUUUCAGACAGAAUCACACCCUAAAUCCAAGGCAGAAAGAAGCAUUGGCUAUGGAGUUGAAGCUGAGGCCAAGGCAGGUUGAAGUGUGGUUCCAAAAUCGUAGGGCCAGGAGCAAGUUGAAGCAGACAGAAAUGGAAUGUGAGUACUUGAAGAGGUGGUUUGGGUCACUAACUGAACAAAACCGGAGGCUUCAGAGGGAGGUGGAAGAGCUGCGGGCCAUGAAAGUAGGACCGCCCACCGUGUUGUCUCCCCACAGCUGUGAACCCCUUCCGGCAUCCACACUCACAAUGUGCCCAAGGUGUGAACGCGUGACCACCACUGCCACCGACAAGGGCCCCACCCAAAUCACGGCCGCCAUCAGCACCACCGCUGCCACCGCUUUGUCAUCUAAAGUGGGGACACCGGCCCUCCAAUCGAGGUCCUCUUCGGCUGCUUGUUAGUAGUAGGGGCAAGAUUUAAGGGCUCACUUUUCCUUUUUUAUGAUGAUUUAACGACUCACCCAAAAGGAAGGUUUUUUCAGAAAUGUUGAUAGUAGUAGUUAAUUAACAGAAGGUGUACGGAACAGAUAUUGCAUGCUUAUUGGGUAUCUAGUCUGCAUAGGGAUUUUACUUUGGUGUUUCUUAAUUCAUUCAUUACGUAUUAAGUUUUCUUGUGAGUAUUAAUUAAUCAAUUAAUUAAUUAAUU
Molecule: messenger RNA, 1060 nt
Organism: Rubroshorea leprosula
Lineage: Eukaryota; Viridiplantae; Streptophyta; Magnoliopsida; Malvales; Dipterocarpaceae
Source: the annotation of a GenBank genome assembly